GAAGUCCGUUUCCCCGCCUAAAAAUGCUGGGUUCUCAAGGUGAUAGAGCCGCUGCAAGACUUAACCUCCUUCUUCCUCAUCUCCAAAGCGGGCGUAAUAUGGCGACUCAGACUACAGACUUCCAUCAACAACCUCACAAGUUACUUUUAAUCCCUGGACCUAUUGAGGUCACUGACGAUGUUCUUUUCGCAAAUGCACACCCUUCCAUGUCGCAUGUUGCGCCCGAAUUCAUCCCUGUUUUCGGCGAUUGCAUUAGGAUGACACGCAAGGUGCUCCUUACAUCGGACGGCCAGCCUUUCUUGAUAGCAGGAAGUGGUACAUUGGGUUGGGAUCAAGUCGCGUCAAACCUCGUUGAACCCGGAGAGCAUGCUCUGGUCCUUAACAGCGGGUACUUUGGUGAUAGCUUUGCCGACUGUCUAACUGUUUACGGUGCCAACGUCGAUCAAAUCAAAGCUCAAGUCGGCGAUGCCGUAGCAGUAUCUGAUAUCGAGAAGGCUCUGAAGACUAAGAAGUAUAAAGUGGUGACAGUCACCACCCACUUCGACUGGCGUUGUAUCGGAUAUCAAGGCAGUGGCUUCACUCGUCAGACGGCUUUCGCCUGA
This is a messenger RNA of Marasmius oreades (fairy-ring Marasmius), 602 nucleotides long. RefSeq lists its product as uncharacterized. The coding region runs from base 24 to 602 and encodes 192 amino acids. The transcript has 7 exons. NCBI's taxonomy places the organism in Eukaryota, Fungi, Basidiomycota, Agaricomycetes, Agaricales, Marasmiaceae. Gene Ontology annotation, molecular function: L-serine:pyruvate transaminase activity; L-alanine:glyoxylate transaminase activity. The record is from RefSeq and is a predicted model, not a curated record. Gene Ontology annotation, cellular component: peroxisome.